Molecule: messenger RNA, 2048 nt
Organism: Amyelois transitella
Lineage: Eukaryota; Metazoa; Arthropoda; Insecta; Lepidoptera; Pyralidae
Gene: Paics
Product: bifunctional phosphoribosylaminoimidazole carboxylase/phosphoribosylaminoimidazole succinocarboxamide synthetase
Exons: 9
Coding region: 166-1443 (425 amino acids)
Biological process (GO): 'de novo' IMP biosynthetic process
Molecular function (GO): phosphoribosylaminoimidazolesuccinocarboxamide synthase activity
Source: RefSeq, a predicted model, not a curated record
CGCGCCGGUCGCGUCAAGUUGUACAUUAGCACGUGGUUGAUUGGACUUCACUGAUGUUAGGUAUCGAAACUUUAUAAAAGGCCAUAAACUGUGAAUCCGACGCGCGAUCCCCACUGUUCUGCUCUCCAGUCUAGCUGCCGGUCAAUCAAUCAAAUAACAAGUAAAAUGUCUCAACCCAAACAAGUUGGUGACUACAGGCUUGGUAAACUCCUCAUUGAGGGUAAAACCAAGCAGGUGUUUGACCUCCCUGACCACCCCGGACACUGCUUGCUGCUGAACAAGGACCGGAUCACCGCUGGGGAUGGCGUUAAGGCCCACGAUCUUAAAGGGAAAGCUGAAAUCUCCAAUCAGACGAACGCCAAAGUUUUCGAGAUUCUGAAUCAAACGGGCUUGAGAACCGCUUAUGUCAAAAUGGCAUCACCUUCAGCUUUCGUAUCGAAGAAGUGCGAAAUGAUUCCCAUUGAAUGGGUGACACGGCGCCUGGCUACCGGGUCCUUCCUCAAGAGGAACCCCGGGGUUCCAGAAGGGUUCCGGUUCACCCCGCCCAAACAGGAGACGUUCUUCAAGGACGACGCCAACCACGAUCCCCAAUGGUCUGAGGAACAGAUAGUCUGCGCUAACUUCAAAUUUAACGGACUUACAAUAGGCCGUGACGAAGUAGACUACAUGCGUAAAGCCACCAUCUUGGUUUUCGAGAUUUUGGAGAAGGCAUGGGCGCUUCGUGACUGUGCUCUCAUUGACAUGAAGAUUGAAUUCGGAGUCGAUACUGAAGGAAACAUCGUUUUGGCUGAUGUGAUUGAUUCCGAUUCCUGGCGGCUAUGGCCCUCUGGCGACAAACGUCUGAUGGUGGACAAGCAGGUUUACAGAAACCUGUCGACGGUGACUGACGCCGACCUGGACAAUGUGAAACGUAACUUCGCCUGGGUUAAAGACCAGCUGGACCACCUGAGACCGACCGUCCACCACAAGGUGGUCGUGAUGAUGGGCUCGACGGCCGAUCAGGAACACUGUCAGAAGAUUGCUAAAGCCGGUCGCGAACUGGGCCUGUCUGUGGACUUGCGCGUGACGUCCGCCCACAAGGCGACGGACGAGACUCUGCGCAUCCUGCAGGAGUACGAGGACACGCACGGCGCCCUCGUGUUCGUCGCCGUGGCGGGGCGCUCCAACGGGCUCGGCCCGGUUCUGUCCGGGAACACGUCCUACCCGGUCAUCAAUUGCCCGCCGCCAUCUGAUAAACUGGUGCAGGAUAUCUGGUCCUCGCUCUCCGUACCGUCGGGCCUUGGGUGCGUUACAGUCAUUUACCCAGACAGCGCCGCGUUGAUGGCCGCCCAAAUAAUUGGACUGCAAGACUACCUCAUCUGGGCUCGCCUCAGGGUCAAACAACUGGAAACGGCGGCUUCAUUGCGAAAGGCUGACAAGAAACUUAAAAAUCUCACUCUUUAAAAAUUUAAAUAUAAGCACAUUUUUCCAUGUUUAUAAAAAUAUAGAAAUCUGAUGUUUUCCGAUUUCUACACGAUAUAAAAUCAUCGUCAUGCUGAUACUCCAAGUAGAAUCCUUAUUUUUAAAUGCCCGCGAAAAUGUCGCCAAUCAUAUUGAGAAAAGAAAAAAAAGACGUUUUUUUAUUGUUUUUUAAAUCUCGUUCGAGAUUAUUUUUUAGCUCAGAACAUUAAUUAGGUAUAUAUUUUCAAGGUCGUCGUGAAUAGAAUUUUAAAGGCCAAGAUAAAAUCUAUUUUUUAGGUAAAUAUGUAAUUGUUACAUAUUACAUACGUUAGAUUUUUAUCAUAAAUGUUAACAGGAUAUUGCUAAGAGUAUACAUAUCAGAAGUUAUGCAAUCGUGUUUCUCCAAAAUUAGUUUAAGUCCUAUAUUAUUACGUUGUUUUGAUAUUAUUAUUGUUAAAACCAGUAUUUUUAACAUUAUAAAACUCAUUUAAAAAGACAUUCCUGACUACAACAAGCCAUUAUUAUAUCUUGUAUGUAGGUGAAUAUGUGCCUUAUUACAUGAUAAGAUCUGUUAUAUUCUAAUUAAUAAUAAAAGUUAUAUAUUUUUA